UAUAGCAGCAAAGGGAGUGCACCGUUGGACGUUGAAACUUGAACGGUACGGGAAAAAAUGAAACCGUCGAUUAUUCGUACGGAUUUCCGCCUUCCAUUUCCGACGGGUCGCUCCGAUCACAGCGGCUUGAUACGAUCCGACGCCGGACCGCCGUCCGUGUCCGUCCGUGGAGGAGCCACGUCCCCUGCACCGCCGCCUCCGAAGCUGAGGGCGGUGAAGACCGCCGAGAAGCCACCGAUAUGCACCGCCGACGAGAUUCACUACGUCCCCGUGUCCAACUCCGAUUGGAAGCUUGCUCUCUGGCGCUACACUCCUCCUCCCGAUGCGCCUCGGAGGAAUCGCCCCCUGUUGCUGCUAUCAGGCGUUGGGACCAAUGCCGUCGGAUACGAUCUCGAUCCCGAGUCCUCGUUCGCGCGGCACAUGUCUGGCCAAGGAUUCGAUACUUGGGUUGUUGAGUUUCGAGGCGCAGGGUUGAGUGCGGAAAGAGUGUAUUCCGAGGAAGCUGUCCGAGCUCUUAGCGAAUCGGGAACCUCUUCGUCUGGAGAGAAUGGGGCAAAGGCACUAUACCAAGAUAAGCGGCAGUGUCCACCACAGUUGACGGAAUUUCGGGCGAACUUCUUCGAGCAAUUUAAGAGCUUCAUUGGAGGAGGCCAAUAUUCAAGCCUAGUCAGUUUGCUCAGGGGAUUGAGUAAAAGAAUUUUGAAUCUAAUGGAACGUCAGAGCUCUGUCCCUCCACCGUUUAUUGACUUACAAGAACGUAUUUCGAGCAGUUUGGAAGAUUUCGAGAAGCAACUUGAUGUCAUUGUGAAGUAUGAUUGGGACUUUGAUCAUUACUUAGAAGAAGACGUGCCGGCCGUGAUGGAAUACGUGAGGACUCAUUGCAAAUCAAAGGACCAUAAAUUGCUGGCAGUUGGUCACUCUAUGGGCGGUAUCUUGCUGUAUGCUAUGCUGUCACGAUGUGCUUCCGAGGGAAAAGAUACGGGUUUGGCAUCAGUUGCUACUCUGGGUUCAUCACUAGAUUACACGUCUUCAAGAUCAUCUCUCAAAACGCUGUUACCACUGGCAGAUCCAGCGCAGGCUCUAAACGUUCCCGUCAUUCCAAUCGGAGCAUUGAUUGCUGCUGCCCAUCCAUUCGUUUCUCGCCCUCCUUACUUUCUUUCCUGUUUGAACGCCCAAAUUACUGCUCAGGACAUGAUUCCUGAAUUGCUCGAAAAACUUGUAAUGAAGAAUUUCGGCACAGUUCCUGCUAAACUUCUGCUGCAGCUUACGUCUGCCUUCAGAGAGGGAGGUCUAUGUGACAGGAGCGGGACAUUCUUUUACAAGGACUACAUAGGAAAGACUAACGUCCCUGUCUUAGCCGUUGCUGGAGAUCAAGAUCUUAUAUGUCCUCCAGAAGCUGUAUAUGAAACAGCAAAGCUAAUUCCCGAGCAUUUGCUUACAUUCAAAGUGUUUGGAGAACCUGGGGGUCCACAUUAUGCUCACUACGAUUUAGUCGGAGGACUAAUGGCGGCAGAUCAAGUGUAUCCUUGCAUCAUUGAUUUCCUUUGUCGGCACGACAUGGUCUAGACCUUGUGAUAUUCUUUCAACCACAACUUACACAGUUCUUUGGUGUCUAGACCUUGUGAUAUUCUUUCAACCACGACUUACACAGUUCUUUCCCUACUCGAGAUCGGAAUCUUGAAGGCUCAGCUGAAGCAUUCUCAGUGGCACCUAGUCGCAGAUGAUGCAGGAUUAUUAGAGAUUUUAGCUGCUGCUAGUGUACUUACGUUGUCCAAUUUGUGGCUGUCUUGUAAAUGACAAAAACGUCUUCUAAUCUCCGUAUGAAACAUGUGAAUCUGAGAUUUCCUGUAACAUUUCCUUUCUCUAAUCAAAUUACUCAAAAACAUUUAAAUGUAGUGCCCAUCAA
Messenger RNA from Punica granatum (pomegranate), 1906 nucleotides. The record is from RefSeq and is a predicted model, not a curated record. NCBI's taxonomy places the organism in Eukaryota, Viridiplantae, Streptophyta, Magnoliopsida, Myrtales, Lythraceae.